AAGAGGAGAAACCAGCGGCAAAAUCAAGAUUCACUUGAUUUCUCUGUGACAGCCCGAGACAAUCCAGGUAAAAUGAUGAAAAGGCUCUUCUCCUUCAUUGGACUUUUACUUCUGCUGUUGAUCCAGAGCAGCCUACAGAUUCCCAUCCAGGACACAGAAGAAAACUCCAGCCUUAUGUCCGAUGACGUACUAUUUAAUGACCCGAGGGAAUUAAACAACAUGAAGAGACAUUCGGAAGGAACCUUCUCCAACGAUUACAGUAAAUACCUGGAGACCAGGAGAGCGCAGGACUUUGUUCAGUGGUUAAUGAACUCUAAGAGAAGCGGAGUUCCUUCACGGCGGCACGCCGAUGGCACAUACACCAGUGACAUCAGCUCUUAUCUACAGGACCAGGCGGCAAAAGAGUUUGUGUCCUGGCUAAAAACAGGGAGAGGAAGACGAGACUGAAGAUGCUCGAGAGCGUCAGAAAUCCUCCUUCCCAAUAGUGUUUUUUAAUGAUUUGUUUGUCAUUGGAUUAUGCGAAUAAAACUUUUCAAAUGAA
This is a messenger RNA of Triplophysa dalaica, 541 nucleotides long. It is a transcript of the gene gcgb, whose product is annotated as glucagon b. Bases 73 to 447 code for a protein of 124 amino acids. Gene Ontology annotation, biological process: response to starvation. Gene Ontology annotation, molecular function: glucagon receptor binding; hormone activity. The transcript has 4 exons. Gene Ontology annotation, cellular component: extracellular region. The record is from RefSeq and is a predicted model, not a curated record. Lineage: Eukaryota; Metazoa; Chordata; Actinopteri; Cypriniformes; Nemacheilidae.